Hevea brasiliensis (rubber tree) is the source of this 1675-nucleotide messenger RNA. Its product is annotated as probable purine permease 10. Bases 220 to 1398 code for a protein of 392 amino acids. The transcript has 2 exons. Gene Ontology annotation, molecular function: purine nucleoside transmembrane transporter activity. NCBI's taxonomy places the organism in Eukaryota, Viridiplantae, Streptophyta, Magnoliopsida, Malpighiales, Euphorbiaceae. The record is from RefSeq and is a predicted model, not a curated record. Gene Ontology annotation, cellular component: membrane.
AAUUAAGUCAUGGUCCCUGCUAGAGGACAUGGAGGGGCCACCAAUGCCAAAUGGAAUCCUUUGGCUGACGACUGCCCAAAACCUAAAAUUAUACAUUUUAGAAUAAUUUCUGAAAUUUAUGAAAGUCGCCAUUGUUUGAAAUAAACUAAGAAUUCUAGGUCUCUCUCUCUCUCUCUCUCUCUCUUCAGGGUUGAUUAUUUUGACUUCUCCAACUUAGAUAUGGGAGAGGCUCGAGAAGAGCAACUAGACAUCUCGGUCAUUCUAUAUGUUCCCUUGCCAGGGCAGGAAGCUGAAGAGGCAACCGCAACUGAGCACACCAAUGUGGCCAACCAGCAGAUACUCCAACAAAAGAACAUUAUUGAGUGGCUCCGAAUAGCCACCUUCACAUUCUUCCUUCUUGCUGGCCAGACAGUGGCUACAUUCUUGGGAAGACUAUAUUUUGACAAAGGUGGAAACAACAAGUGGAUGGAAACAUUUGUGCAAACUGCUGCCUUCCCUUUAAUCUUUCUCCUUUACUUCAUAUCACCACUCAAAAAUCCCACCACAAACGAUAUUAAUGCAAAUUCACCCUCGAAGUUGGUGCUUGUAUCUAUUUAUACCAUGCUUGGAAUAUUUCUAGCAGCAAACAGUAUGCUUUAUUCAGUUGGACUCCUAUACCUGCCAGUGUCCACUUACACUCUAAUAUGUGCAUCACAAUUAGGCUUCAACGCUUUAUUUUCCUUCUUCAUCAAUUCACAAAAGUUUACUCCUUUCAUUGUCAAUUCUGUAGUUCUUCUAACCAUCUCCUCUAUCCUCCUUGUAUUCCAAAGUGACUCUACAGAAUCAAAACCAGUCUCCAAAGGGAAGUUUGUGAUUGGAUUUAUAUGCACUCUUGGUGCUUCUGCUGGGUAUGGAUUGAUGCUUUCUUUAAUACAAUUCUGUUUCAAUAAGGUGUUAAAACAGGAAAAUUUCAAGGUGGUUUUGGAUAUGAUUGUCUACCCAUCACUCGUCGCCACUCUAGCUAUCCUGGUGGGACUUUUUGCGAGCGGAGAAUGGAAGGGAUUAAGGAGAGAUAUGGAGGAGUAUGAGCUGGGAAAUGUGUCCUACCUAAUGACUUUGAUUUGGACAGCUAUAAGUUGGCAGGUUUUUAAUAUUGGGUGUACAGGAUUGAUCUUUGAAGUGUCUUCACUCUUCUCUAAUGUCAUUAGUACUUUUGGUCUGCCUAUUGUCCCUGUGCUCGCCGUCUUCAUUUUCCAUGACAAAAUGGAUGGUCUGAAGGUGAUUGCCAUGGUUUUGGCUAUAUGGGGCUUUGUUUCAUAUGUCUAUCAGCACUAUCUUGAUGAUCAUAAGUCCAAGACUGAAAUAAACAAUGUCAAUGAAGAGGCUCCUGACUGUGAAGGAGAGCUAAUACAUGAGUAAGAACUUCUUUAUGCCAAUUGCAGCUACAGCUAAGUAUCUGUUUCCCGUAUAGAUAAACAAAGCAGGGAAGAACUUAGAUGUUGUCAAGUAAUAGAAUUGUAACUAAUCUGUUAUCUCCGAAAACUUAGAUGUUGUCAAGAACUUAGAUCUUUUUAUUUAUCUAUUGAUUAUUAUAGUACUGCAAGAUUAGCAUACACAUUUUCUGUGACAUCGAUUUGUUGUUUGUCACAAACGAAUUCAAGAUUCAAUACUAAUGCAAUUUUAUUGUAAUUCUGUA